Molecule: messenger RNA, 2125 nt
Organism: Hypoxylon fragiforme
Lineage: Eukaryota; Fungi; Ascomycota; Sordariomycetes; Xylariales; Hypoxylaceae
Exons: 4
Coding region: 1-1578 (525 amino acids)
Source: RefSeq, a predicted model, not a curated record
AUGCCGGAAUUCGAAUUCGUAAACGUCGUCCGCCCCGGCGACGAGAAAGCCCAGUCGACCAGGAUCCGGCGGCACGUCAUGAAGGACAUUGGCAGGGCGCGUCGGAAGCCACGCGCGAAGCGGCGGGGAGAGGAGGAGAUUGUCCUCGGAGAAGGUAGUGGCUCAGCAGCUGUAGGCGAAGAGAAUAGAGAAGGAGAGGGGGUUGGGGUUGCAGGUGGAAGAAGUACUGGUGGCGCAUCAUCGCAAGCCCUGGCGCUGCCGGAUCCCAUGGCCGACGGCAGCUUGCAUGCGACGGUGUACCCGAUCAACAUGGAUGCAGAGCGCAUGGGCUUAGUCCGGUCCAUGAUCGACGAAGCGCGCUCAACCUACAAGCCGUUCCGCUUCCCCUGGCUAUCCAUGGGGUUGUCGGACGCGGCGGCGUGGUACAUCACGCUGGCCAACGCAGUGCUGUUUCGCGGCCUCGCGCCGGGAACAACGUCUGGGUUCCCCGAGCACAGCUCGAAUGUCGAGGCGAUGAAGUGGUACACGCUUUCGCUGCGGUCGAUAAAGAGUCGGCUGGUCGAUCCGGUGAUGAGUGUGAGUGAGGGACUGGUGAUUGCGGUGACGGGGUUCUUGUGCCAUGAUUCUACAGUCGGCAACUUCGACCGCCUGAGAAUCCACAUGGACGGCCUCGAACGAAUCCUCGAGAAAAGAGGCGGCUUGGAAACCCUGAGCAGUCCGUUCCUACAAUUGAUGAUAUCCUGGGGAACCGUUACCAACCCACCUAGGCUCGAUCUCGCCGGCGCAACCUACUCAAACAGCCACCCCCGCUUCCAAGUCCUACGAAGUACCCUCCGUGGCAUCGACUCCACCAACCCCCAUUCCCCCCUCUCCCGCCUCCUCCUCGCCUGGGACGCCCGCUUCCCAACCCUAACCGACAUCACCGCCGCCCUCCGCACCACCGCCUCCGCCGCCGCCUACCUAAACCUGCACUCCGCCCGCCGCCCCGCCGCCUUCUGGCGCGACGACUCCACCGCCGCGCGCGUCCUGAGCCCGGCGCUCCACGCGCUCCUCUCGCUGCGCGGGAUCCCGCUCCCCAACGACCCCGCAGACCCGGCGUACGCGGGCGUCGCGGCGAGAGAAGCGUACAGGCGCGCGGCGCUGGUGCUGCUGGCGGCGGUGAAGCGGCGCUUGGGGUCGAGCUGCUACGAGAUGAGGGGACACCUGGAGGCGUUUAGGCAGAUCGCGCAGCUGCCGCUGGUUUUUGCGAGCACUGCCUGCAACGCUAACGCUAACGCCAACGCCAAUGCUAGAACCCCCGGGAGAGAGCUAAACGAGCUGAGUCUCUGGGCGUGUGUGACGACGGCGAUGCAGGAGGAUGGGCCGAGGAGAGCGUGGCAUGUGCUGAUGAUUGUGGGAUUGAUGGAGACGCUUGGGUUGAGGGGGGGAGGGAGGGAGGCGGUUGAGGUUGCGAGGGGGGUUGUGUGGGUUGAUGCUGUGGAUGGGGAUGGAGAUGGGGAGGGGGAGGGGGGAAGGGCGGAGAGGCUGUGUUGGGAGAUUGAUGGGUAUUUGGCGGCGAGAGGUGCUGCGGCGGGGUGAAAGGGGGAGAGGGGCGUGGAUGGAUGUCCGUGGCCUGGCCCUAGGGGUAGGUAAUAGGUAUUGAGGCUUGAGAAAGGAGCAAGCGAUGAUUUUACCGCGAAAGAGUCAAAGAUUUGCGUGUCACGUAAAACGAAGAGAUGGGAUACGACUGAUGUAGUAAUGUAUAGGUAUGCUUACACUACUCAUAUCAUAUGAAGUGAGGAGAGACAUCUUGGACUAUUCCAUACACCCACCCACCCACACCCACACACUCGUACUAUUUUUUACUCUCUCCGCCCUUACAGCCUCCUCCUCCUCCUCCCCAUCAUCAAAUAGCAGUAGUAGUCAACCCCGCAUCCACCGCCACAUACUGCGCCGUCAUCCAGCCGCUCUUCUCCGACGCCAGGAACAGCACCACAUCCGCGACCUCCUCGGGCUUCCCCGCGCGGUUCUCCCCUCGCUGCAGCGCGACGAACGGCCCGACGAUGUCGAUGACAUCCUCGCUCAUGUCCGAGACGAUCACGCCCGGGGCGACUGUGUUCACGGUGAUGCCGCGGCUGCGGCCGAG